AUGUCGGCGGAUCCAUGGUUGAUGCUGAUGCUGGUUUUCAUCAGUAUCUGUACACUUGUUGUCAAUGGUGACACAGAUCCAAAUGAUGCCUCUUCUUUAAUGGGUUUAUAUCAAAGUAUGAACUCACCGCCGCAGCUAAAUUGGCCGGUUAAUGGCAACAACAACAACGAUCCUUGUGGACAGUCAUGGACAGGCAUCACUUGCUCAGGCAACCGAAUCACAGAAAUUAAGUUACCUGGUCAUGGACUAACCGGAACUUUGGCUUACCAGAUACAAAGCUUUUCAGCUCUUACAAACCUAGACAUGAGUAACAACAAUCUCGGUGGCACAUUACCGUACCAGUUUCCUCAAAAUUUGCAGCACUUAAAUCUUGCUAAUAAUAAUUUCAACGGCGGGAUACCUUAUUCUUUUUCCGAUUUUGCUUCUCUUAUAACCCUGAAUCUCGGUCACAAUCAAUUCCAACAAGAACUAAGUGUGAACUUUCUAAAGCUUACUUCCCUUUCUACAUUGGAUGUUUCUUUCAAUUCUUUGACUGGAAACCUUCCUCAGACGAUGAACUCCCUUUCAAGCAUAAACACCAUGUAUCUACAAAAUAAUCAAUUUUCGGGAACCAUUGAUGUCCUUGCUGAUCUGCCUCUUGAUAAUUUGAAUGUGGAAAACAAUCAUUUUACAGGAUGGAUACCAGAGCAGUUAAAAAACAUAAACCUACAAAAGAGUGGUAAUUCAUGGAGCUCUGGACCUGCACCCCCACCUCCUCCUGGUACACCUCCAUUACCAAAAGACAAAGGUAGUCAUCACAAUUCUGGUGGACAUAACAGCCCGUCAAAUUCUGGUUCAAGUGAAGGAAGCAAAAAAUCAGGUAUAGGAGCUGGUGCCAUUGCCGGAAUAGUGAUCUCUAUCAUAGUCGUUGGGGCAAUACUAGCAUUCUUUCUGUUGAAGAAAAGAUCGAAGAAGAAGAAGUCGUACCCCGAUGUGGAAAAGCUAGACAAUCAGCCCUUGGCUCCUUCAAAUGAAGUUCAUGGAAUGAACUCAAUGCAAACUUCUUCUGUAAUUGACUUGAAGACAUUUGAUACUUCUGCGGCUUCAAUAAGCCUUAAACCACCUCCUAAAUCGUUUGAUGAAGACGAGUUUCCAAAGAAGCUCACUGUAGUCAAGAAGACCGUAGCACCUCCUGCAAAUUUGAAAUCAUAUUCAAUAGCUGACCUCCAGAUUGCUACUGGAAGCUUCAGCGUGGAUCAUCUUCUUGGCGAGGGGUCUUUUGGGCGUGUAUACCGUGCUCAAUUUGAUGAUGGAAAGAUUCUUGCCGUGAAGAAGAUAGAUUCAUCAGUCCUUCCCAAUGAUAUGUCUGAUGAUUUCAUGGAAAUAGUUUCAAAACUCUCCCGUUUGCAUCAUCCUAAUGUGACAGAGCUUGAAGGUUAUUGUUCUGAGCAUGGACAACAUCUCUUAGUCUAUGAGUUUCACAAAAAUGGAUCCCUGCACGACUUCCUUCACCUCCCUGACGAUUAUGUUAAACCAUUGAUAUGGAAUUCACGUGUCAAAAUUGCUUUGGGAAUUGCACGCGCUUUAGAGUACCUACACGAAGUUUGUUCACCGUCAGUUGUUCAUAAGAAUAUAAAGGCAGCCAACAUAUUGCUUGAUGCUGAUCUUAAUCCGCAUCUAUCAGACAGUGGAUUGGCCAGCUAUAUUCCAAAUGCAAACCAGGUAUUGAACAAUAAUGCUGGAUCCGGAAACGAUGCUCCAGAAGUCGGAUUGUCUGGUCAGUAUACUCUUAAGAGUGAUGUCUACAGCUUUGGAGUCAUCAUGUUGGAGCUUUUAAGCGGACGCAAACCAUUUGAUAGCUCAAGGUCGAGGUUUGAACAGUCGUUAGUUCGAUGGGCGACACCUCAACUCCAUGAUAUUGAUGCAUUGGCUAAAAUGGUUGAUCCUGCACUAGAAGGACUCUACCCUGUCAAGUCUCUUUCUCGAUUCGCCGAUGUCAUUGCACUUUGUGUUCAGCCGGAACCUGAAUUCCGACCACCUAUGUCAGAAGUGGUUCAAGCAUUGGUUCGGUUAGUGCAGCGAACGAACAUGAGCAAACGGACAUUUGGAACUGAUCAAGGAGGGCCCAACCGUGAUGAUCAAGAAAUCCUAGACAUGUAA
Messenger RNA from Vicia faba (fava bean), 2139 nucleotides. The record is from the annotation of a GenBank genome assembly. Lineage: Eukaryota; Viridiplantae; Streptophyta; Magnoliopsida; Fabales; Fabaceae.